Trichoderma atroviride IMI 206040 is the source of this 1782-nucleotide messenger RNA. RefSeq lists its product as uncharacterized. The record is from RefSeq and is a predicted model, not a curated record. NCBI's taxonomy places the organism in Eukaryota, Fungi, Ascomycota, Sordariomycetes, Hypocreales, Hypocreaceae.
UUUGUCAGCCCAUUCAAGGACUGCUUGGAUACUUUCGGAAAGCUACCGUCACUGCGGUUCAGUCGUCCCACAGACGGUACGGUCAAUUCGUAUAUCAAAUUCAAUUGGCCCAAGCGUGAUGAGCAGUACAGUCGCCCAUCUUCCAAAUCCGCCGCCACGCAGUACGGCGAAGAUGAUGACAUUCAAAAUGAGCAUGUCAGGCAAUUGAGUCGGUCAUCCUCAACGCUGGUUGCUACAAACUAUCCCUACACUCAAGCAUCUCCCGAAAGCACGUCAGAACAAUUGUACUCAGAACAGCGGGGGAGAUAUAGUCGGUCGCCUUCACUCCCAAGCAGCAGCACAUCAAACUUGAGUCCUUCCAGCUCGAGUCCUUAUGCCCGCUCGUGGGAUCAACAAAAGAUAUUGCGUCAAAUUGCGGGAUAUACCGUCCCUAAGGUCCCGUCGCAUUUCGGUUUCGUUUCCCAAAUGGACGACAUGGAUAGGCGCUUUUUCGACUUUUAUACCAAGAAUUGGUGUCCUGGCCGGAGUAUCCUAAAGCAGACCAACCUGUGGCUCACAGACUUUGCUUGCAUGGAGGGAAGCGAGGGCGUGCUAAGCGCGAUACAGAGUCUGGCCGGCGUAUACGUAUACGAUUACCAGCCGUUGGAGAAAGUAGGUAGGCGGAUCAAUCUUCGCUAUCGCCAGGCUGAGGCUCGCCUGAGCCAGCUUCUCGAAAGGACAGACCUCAGUGUCGACGAAGCAAGUGAGCUGAUUACCAUUCUAUGCAUCAUGUCGAUGCAUGAUAUUGUCCUCACUGAACGCCGUUGCAAGUGGCCAGAAGUCCCCAGAUGGCUGAAAGGAACCGAGCUAUGCGAGCACUUUCUUGAAUCCAUCGACGAAGGGUCACGAUUCUGGUCCAAAGACAACAUCCAACUCUCUUCCCUCCGCAACUCCCAGUCCGUCAUUGUAGGCAGAGCCCUCAUCCUCUCACAGCUCAUGACACCUCUUGCCUCACCAAACACCUUUGACCCCGUCAAGGAAGCCAACCGCUUCGGCUGGCUUCUUUACGGCAACAAUCGAGACAUGUAUGAGAUCCACGGCGGCUGCGGCUUCUCCAAGAAACUGCUCCACUGCAUGAGCCAGAUUACAUUCUGCUCGGCGCGACUGAACCAAUGCCCUGAAUCCCCCGUUGUCCCCAUUACCAUUCGGUAUAUACUCUCUGAGUUGUUGGAUAUGAGGCAGUGGAGUAACACACCCUAUUCAAACCCUUUCGAGGUUGCCCAGGUCCAAUCUCAGGCGAUUGAAUGGGUCCGCGCCGCUCCAGAAAAGUACAUGGUCAGCAACACCACUGAGAUGACCGAGGUCACCGCAGAAGCCUGGAGAAUUACAGCCGUCAUUUACUUACAAUGUCGCGCCUUAAGACUACCUCGAGACCAUCCAGACGUGGUUGCAAAUCUGAGUUAUCUCGCCAAAUGCAUAAGCAUUAUGCCAACCUCUGGCUAUCAAUUCACCGCCCAGGCACCUCUCUUCCCAGUCUUUCUCCUGGGUAUGCUUGCCACUGUCGGUGAACAUGCCGGCGUUGCCCAAAAGUGGUUUGACAGCGUCACCAGCGCCCCAGUAAGAAGCAGCGUACCUCCACUAUAUGAAACGUUACAACGCAUAUGGACGUGGAUUGAUGAUGAGCCGAGCAUUGUCGUUGAUCUUGAAUCGCUUGAUGACGAUAUCGCCAACAGAUAUCCAUGGUGGGAACACCUAAUUCAACGCGUGCAAGAGAAGGAACAAGAGAUUCUAUGCCUAACUUGA